This is a messenger RNA of Petromyzon marinus (sea lamprey), 2730 nucleotides long. It is a transcript of the gene BPNT1, whose product is annotated as 3'(2'), 5'-bisphosphate nucleotidase 1. The record is from RefSeq and is a predicted model, not a curated record. NCBI's taxonomy places the organism in Eukaryota, Metazoa, Chordata, Hyperoartia, Petromyzontiformes, Petromyzontidae. Gene Ontology annotation, biological process: phosphatidylinositol phosphate biosynthetic process. Gene Ontology annotation, molecular function: 3'(2'),5'-bisphosphate nucleotidase activity.
GACGUGGUUGAUGGUGGUGGUGGUGACGGGUUGUGGUACUGCUGGAGUGCUGAGGGUGGUCGUGUCGGCUACACGGGGGACCUUUGUCUUGGGGUGGAAGUCACGUGAGGGGCGGUCACGUGCUCGCCGCGCAGGGGAAAAAUGGCGGCGCCCUGGAGGAGCGUGGCGGCGGUGGUGGUGGCGGCGUCGCGCAGGGCGCUGAUCCCCGCGGCUGCCGGCUUCGUGCGCCCGGCCCGGUGCUUUUGUGAAAAAGUUUCAUCUCAACCUGACCAAUACACCGGAGUAAAAAUAUCAUACGACGAUUUUCACUAUGUUGAGAGACUGAUUCCUCCACUCCGAGUCCCCACGCCUCCCAAGCACGAGCGCUACCCAACGCCGUCAGGGUGGAGCCCCCCACGAGGGAUUGUGCGAGUGCUGACCCAAUCUGAGGGGGGAAGGGAGAAAAUCCCCGUGGAUAUCUGCGAAAGCCAGAAGCGAGGUGUACGUGGCGGUGAGCAUCGAGGAGCGAGCAGGGACCCCACCAUGAGCGGACCCCUGGUGCUGCGGGUGCUGGCGAGCGCGGGGCGAGUGGCGGAACGAGCGGCCGAGCUGGUGCGGAGCGUCCUCCGAACCGGAGAUCUCGGCAUCGUCAUCAAGGAGAAUGUUAAUGACCUUCAGACUAAGGCUGACCGCCUGGCUCAGCAGAGCAUCUGUACCUCGCUCGCCCUCAAGUUCCCAAAGCUCACCAUCAUCGGCGAGGAGGACUUGCCACCUGGAGAGGUGGAUGCGCAGAUGGUGGAGGAUGGAUUCAUGGAGGAGAUCCUGGGACACAAGUGUCCGGCGGAGUACGAGAACGUGAAGGAGGAGGAGCUCGUGGUUUGGGUUGACCCUCUCGAUGGCACAAAGGAAUACACUGAAGGGCUCCUCGACAAUGUGACGGUGCUCAUCGGCAUCGCCUACAAGGGAAAGGCGAUUGCUGGAGUAAUUAACCAGCCGUUUUUCAACUACCAGGCGGGCGAGGGUGCCACGCUGGGUCGCACAGUGUGGGGGCUGCUGGGCCUUGGAGCUUUUGGAUAUGUUCCCGCAUCGGUACCCGCGGGUAAGCGCGUCAUCACCACGACGCGCUCGCAUAGCAACCCCGUGGUGAGCGCCUGUGUGGACGCAAUGGAGCCCACCGAUGUUCUGCGGGUCGGAGGCGCCGGCAACAAGGUUCUGCUCCUGAUUGAGGGGAAGGCGUCGGCCUACGUGUUCGCUAGCCUCGGCUGCAAGAAGUGGGACACGUGUGCUCCGGAAGCCAUUCUGCAUGCUGUGGGAGGAAAGCUGACGGACAUGCACGGCAACUCCUUUGAGUACCACAAGGAGGUGAAGCACAUGAACUCAGCAGGGGUGCUGGCAGCGCUCACAGACUACGAGUACUAUGCGGCGCGCGUGCCGCCCACCACAAAGGCCGCGUUGAAGCCCUGACAUUGCCGCGCGAGACGCAGUUUUUAUGGUGACACUACACCUCCUACGCUGAAUGUCGCACAGUUACAUGGCAGCUGACACCACCCAGCCGCGAGAGCAGCUUGGCACGUAAAGUGAACUUGCGUUGAUGAGCUCUCUGAUUAAUGUGAAAACGUUGCAUCUAAUUUCGGUUUAACUCUUGCUCGAAUAAGUGGUAUUUAUUCAAGCUAGAAAAUAUUUGUCAAAUCUUUGAGAUGAAGAAACGCAUACCUCGUUGCAAAAGAAAAAAAAAUGUGUGCAAGACCAGGCCUUCAUUUUUUUCCGAAUGCAUAAGGUAAAAUAUGUAAUUGUAUAGGUACAGUAGUUUCUCAUAUCUAUUUAAAAAUCCAGUGUGCAAUGCACUCGAUCAUUUGGAAUAUAUUUAUGCUACAAGCCUGGCGGGAUGUUACUUUAUGCAUUUUUCCAAGUUUUGUCAGCGUGAGACAGGUGUGCUUCUUAAUCUGUGCGACCUGGAUGCCCAAGUAUGGCCUUUGAACCACUGCAUUUUGACCAGUCAUACGUUUCAGUCAUACAUGUAAAUUUAAGCUCAUUAUACAAGCAGUACAUUGUGUAGGAAUCUAUUGUUUCUAUGCAUAUGCAUUUUGAUUGGAUCACAAUAGCAAAACUAAUUUUGAUCCUGAAUCGCAACAAUCCAUCUUAUUCAUUGAUAGAAUUGUUGAGUGGUAAAUUGUUAUCUGGAUUUUUACCAACCUGAUCUCACGUUUUACACAAACCUGGCCAUACAAUUCACUCGUUUUGAAUUGCGGGUCUUGGUAAGUUACUGUUUAUUGCAUUCGUGUUUAAGAAAGUUCAAUGUAUUGUAUUACAAACUGUUUUGGUGGUUGUGAUAUUUGUAAUCAUUGGCAAUGCUAUUAUUGUAAUUGUUAAUUUAGUGAAGUUGUUACGAGUUUGUUGGUGAGCUUGGUUUGAAGAAGUCUCAAAAUUCUAUUAUAAACUUUCAGGAACCAUUUAAGGUUAAGCCAUACAGGUGUCUUCACAAGCCAAUUGCUUAAGUUUAACAAUCGUAAAUGUAAAAAAAAGAUGCAUCUGUUAAUUUUCACAUGAUUAGAACUAUAUUGGAAUUUUGGUGAACACAUCGAAUGUGUUCAAUUAAUUAAUUAUAAAACCAUAUUGAUUUUCAAUCUACAUUAAAUGCUUGAGGUAAAGAGUGGACCAAUGUGUUAACGAGAAUGAAUUGUGGGAUUGUGAAAAUUGAUGUUGGUGCAAAAAUAAAGUUGAAAAUGCAUUUUAAAACGGCAUUUCAAAUAA